AUGGACAAUCAUGUUGAGACUGUGAAACAUAUAUCGGCUCGUUUGAAAGACUUGUACUCACGGAAAGUGCAAUUCCGAAUAUUUCACGGCUCUACCAACUCGACCAGGAACCACUCGAUCGACCGAAGCAGGAUGAUCGACACCAGUUCUCUAAAUCGUGUCCUCUCUGUGAACAAGUCAACAAAAACAGCAUUGGUGGAGCCCAAUGUUCCAAUGGACAAGCUGGUCGAAGUAACACUACCUCUUGGCUUGGUACCUCCUGUGGUAAUGGAAUUUAAAGGCAUCACUGCUGGUGGGGGUUUCAGUGGCACAGGAGGAGAGUCUUCGAGCUUCAAACAUGGCUCUUUCGACUGUACUGUAAACUGGAUCGAGAUCGUGCUGGCUGAUGGAGAAGUCGUCAAGGCCUCUCCAGAAUCGAAAGCGGAUCUUUUCUAUGGCGCAACUAGUUCCUUGGGCACGCUGGGAGUGACAACUCUGAUGGAGAUACAGCUCGUCGACGCAGCGAGAUACGUCGAAACCACGUACACCCCAUGCAAGUCGCUGGAAGAGACCCUGGAGAAGGUCAAGACCGCAUGCGGAGACUCUGAGAACGACUACGUCGACGGGUUUCUCGUAUCUCGGCACCGAGGUAUAGUUGUCACUGGCCGUCUGACAUCUUAUGUAUCUCGUGCGACACGCAUACAAAGAUUCCAAGGUCCUCGAGAUCCGUGGUUUUACAUGCAUGCGGACCGAUCGACACAAAAAGCUGGCGGCCCGGUCACAGAGGCUGUACCUUUGGCCGACUAUCUCUUCCGUUAUGAUCGCGGUGCUUUCUGGAUGGGCAAAUACGCCUUCAACUAUUUUAUGGUCCCCUUCAAUCGUAUAACCCGAUGGGCUCUGGACGACUUUAUGCAAACAAGCACGAUGUAUCAUGCUUUGCAUGCCAGUGGACACAUGCAACAGUAUAUUAUCCAAGACCUAGCAAUUCCAGCUGCAAACGUCAGAGACUUUAUCGUUGCAGUCGACAAGACAUUUGGGUUUUAUCCUCUCUGGUUAUGCCCAAUGAAGCCAUGGACACAGCAGUCUUCUUUCCAUCCGCAGGCCAUCGGAACCGAUCUGCUUAUCAACGUCGGUGUCUGGGGUCCGAAUGGAGCGAAUAAUCCAGCAGAGGCAGUCGAGCGAAACCGCCAUUUGGAGAGCCUUGUGCGAAAUCACGGAGGCAGGAAAUGGUUGUAUGCUCAAGCAUUCUAUUCCGAAACAGAGUUCUGGGAAAUUUACGAUGAAAAGUCAUAUCGGGAACUGAGGAGCAAGUACAAAGCCGAGCAUCUGCCUAGUGCUUUUGAUAAGGCUUGUGUUCAAAGUAGUGGUGAAAGCCCUCAAGGAUGGAGAUCUUGGGCUACCGAGAAGGUAUGGUCCACUUGGCCGAUAUCUGGAGUCUACGGCGUCCUCCAAACUUUGGUCAGCAAAGAGUAUUUGCUCAAGAAGUGA
Aureobasidium namibiae CBS 147.97 is the source of this 1467-nucleotide messenger RNA. RefSeq names its product FAD-binding domain-containing protein. The coding region runs from base 1 to 1467 and encodes 488 amino acids. Gene Ontology annotation, molecular function: FAD binding; Delta24(24-1) sterol reductase activity. The transcript has a single exon. The record is from RefSeq and is a predicted model, not a curated record. Gene Ontology annotation, cellular component: membrane; cytoplasm. Gene Ontology annotation, biological process: steroid metabolic process. NCBI's taxonomy places the organism in Eukaryota, Fungi, Ascomycota, Dothideomycetes, Dothideales, Saccotheciaceae.